Molecule: messenger RNA, 1080 nt
Organism: Dothidotthia symphoricarpi CBS 119687
Lineage: Eukaryota; Fungi; Ascomycota; Dothideomycetes; Pleosporales; Dothidotthiaceae
Product: methyltransferase domain-containing protein
Exons: 4
Coding region: 1-1080 (359 amino acids)
Source: RefSeq, a predicted model, not a curated record
AUGAACUACAUAUCAACGCUCCUCACCCCAAAAGAAACCCUAACCUCCCUCCUCGCCCCAGAAAAAACCCUCACCUCCCUCCUCGAAACAGGCUACCUCCCACACGCCGUAAUCCGGCCAUACAUCCGCCGCCAACUAACCGAGCGCCUAUCCCUCAUCGCAUCCUCAUCGCUGGAAGAUGCAUAUGCGACGAAGAUGCGGUGUGUGGAGAUGUUGAGGCGUGGUGGUGGGGACUGUGAUGGGGAGGAAAUAUACGAGAUAGGAUCCGACAUACUAACAUAUAUUCUGGGCCCGCGGAUGAAGUUCUCAGCUUGUUUUUAUGAGAAGGGCGGGGAGACGCUGGCGCAGGCUGAGAUUGGCAUGUUGAGGUUGUGUGGUGUGAGGGGGGAGGUUGGGGGCGGGAUGGCGGUUUUGGAUUUGGGCUGCGGCUGGGGUUCCACAACCCUCUACCUCGCAGAAAUCCACCCCACCGCACACAUCACCGGGCUCGCCUCGUCCCCCGCACAGAAAACCCACAUCGAAACCGUCGCGCGGCGGAAGGGCUUGUCCAACGUGACUAUCCUAACCGGCGACAUCCUGACAUACGACUUCGCGCCUUCGUCUUUCGACCGCGUCCUCGCCAUCGAAAUCCUCCAACACACAACACACUACACCACCCUCCUCUCCCGCAUCGCCCUCUGCCUAAAACCCACGGGAAAACUCUUCCUCCAAACGCUCGCCCACCGCGACACACCCUACAUGCUAGACGCCGGCUGGCUAACAACGCACUUCUUCCGCGGCGGGCUGAUGCCGAGCGCGGACCUGCUUUUGUACUUCCAGGAGGGCGGGUUGAGGGUGCGGAAGCAGUGGUGGGUUGGCGGAAGGCAUUAUGCGCGGACGUGUGAGGAUUGGUUGGGGAAUAUGGGGAGGGAUCGUGAGGGGGUUUGGCCCGGGUUGCUGGAGGCGUAUGGGCAUGAGGGGACGGUUAGGUGGUGGAAUCGGUGGCAGGUUUUCUUUUUGGUGGGGGCGGAGAUGGGGGGGUGGGGAGGGGGGGAUGUUUGGGGGGUUUGUCAGUAUUUGUUUGAGAGGGGGGGUGGGUAG